AUGGUGAAACAACUAUACCUCUCCGGUGGGAUAGACCUCAAGUCGCACGCGUCGAUGAGGCAUUUAAGUGACUUCGCGAUUGAUGUAUGUGAGCCAUCGUUUAUGAAGAGACAAUUUCUUAAAUAUCACUGUUGGAAAUCUGCUGAGAAAUUACAUCAAGAUGUAUAUGGCUCAGGUAAUUUCGAAAUCGACCAGUAUGCCGACCUCAUAAAAAAUAUAGAAAAAUACGUACACGAAUUUUCUAAAAUUAACCGUCCACUUCUGUUUAUGAAAUUCAAAGAAAGCUUUAUAGAUGUUAAAUCGUCACAUGUUGUUGUGAAAAAAACAUGUGGUACUGUAAAACUAGGAGGAGUAGUUUUGAAAAACGAGUAUGAUGUGUUCACUGAUGAAAAAAAAAAUUUAAUUCUCGAUGUAUAA
Messenger RNA from Auanema sp. JU1783, 417 nucleotides. NCBI's taxonomy places the organism in Eukaryota, Metazoa, Nematoda, Chromadorea, Rhabditida, Rhabditidae. The record is from the annotation of a GenBank genome assembly.